Messenger RNA from Polyodon spathula (Mississippi paddlefish), 2014 nucleotides. It is a transcript of the gene mab21l3, whose product is annotated as mab-21-like 3. The record is from RefSeq and is a predicted model, not a curated record. The transcript is spliced from 7 exons. Lineage: Eukaryota; Metazoa; Chordata; Actinopteri; Acipenseriformes; Polyodontidae. Bases 1 to 1164 code for a protein of 387 amino acids.
AUGACAGAUUUUACAGAUGAGGAUUUGGAUAACUAUCUGCAGAACCAGGUGGAUCUCCGGCACCGGCAGGUUUUUAAAACUGUGGAGGAGGUUCAGAAAAUCAUCCAGGCCCUGACUGCAGAAGUCAGCAGAAAGGACGUGAGGUUUCACUCAAUCGCCAACUCAGGAAUACACAAUGAUAACGUCAAAGAUCAGCCAGCUUUAAUAGCCAAAUGGUCAGCUCUUCUGAGAGGAAAAAGUGCAUUCAACCCAGCUAUACAGGUUCUUACCCCCACAUUGUUCCUGGUCUCUGUCCCUGUUAGGGGCCUCUCAGGGUACAAGGAGCGCAGAGCAAGGCAGUGGCGCUACUACACCCUGAGUGGCUCCAAGCUGCUCUCCCCUGUGCGUGAGCCAGAGAAGCUGCACCAGUGGCUGGAGUUGGAGAACUUCACUACCAGCUGCCAGGAGUGGCACAACUCCAGUGUGGCCAUUGAGGGGGACAUCGUCCCGGCCAAAGUAGGGAACCUCUUCAAAGAACUGCUGGAGACCUCCAUCGAAAGCUGCAACCUUACUAGGAAAGUGAGUAUAUUAGAGAGUGUAGGGUCAGUGGUGCGUGUUGCCGUGGAAACAUCAGAGCUACAGGUUGAGGUGGAACUUAUUCCAACUGUGGAGCUCAUAAACUGCUGGCCAAAAAAAGCACGAUGGCCCAGAUUCUUCAAACGGUGGCCCUCAAAGGAGAGAGCUCGAUGCAGUAAGUCUUUUGGGUUUAACCUGAUGGCUUCCUCCAAUUACCACUGGUUCCUGUCCUUCACACGGGUGGAACAGGUUUUGAUGGGCAGCAUUGACGAAGAUGGGGGCUGCAGGAGGAAGUGCUACCGGGUCAUCAGGCAGUUAAAAGAGGAUACUUGGUGCCCUGGAAGUAAACCUGUCAUCACUGCUUAUCAUCUACAGACACUUCUGAUGUGGACUUGUGAGAAAUACCCUGGUACCAAAGACUGGCGGAACUUUAAAAAGAGCUUCCUCCGGCUUGUUAAGAAGCUACACAAGUGUGUGAGCCAGAGGUACCUGAGGCACUUCUUUGUGAGGGGCUACAACCUGCUAAAAUACACCAACACCAUCGAGCUGGACAUCACGGCUAAGAAAAUCUCAGAUUUCCUAGAGAAUCCUGGGCUCUACAUCCACUAACUUAAAGAUACGAGAAAACAGAAUUUAGCAAAGAAAAAGUCAUGACUGUCCUUGUAUGUGCGUCUGCACCCAUAUAACGUGGUGCAACACAGUAGAAGUAGUGCAGCAAAGCUAAAAACACACUGAAAGCAUGGUUCAGCACAGACAAGCAAAAUGAAUCCCUGAGAACUGUAGUAAAGCAUGCUAAAAACCAGUUAGCCUUGGAAAAGCACAGAAAAUGCAGUAUAGUCUUGAAAAAACUAUUGUAAACCUGCAAAAAUGACUGUGACAUAGGCUUUUAUAAGGGCAGUUCUUUCUUUCUUUCUUUCUUUCUAAAUGUUUUUGAGCUCAUGUAAUAAUUCAUGAUGUCAUUUAUUUGAUAAAUCUUUUGCAAAGACGGUUUUGAUGAAUUAAUUAAAGUUGGUUAUUCAUGAAACUGUUAGGUUGUUGUCAAUGUCUUUAUGUAAAUAAAACUGUAUUUAAUCCAUCACAAGCUUUGAAUGAGUUAAAAGCUUGGUGUUGGUGUAACAGGCAGUGUCAGGUGACACAACAGUGAUGAGGUGAACAGAACCAUUAUAGGCUCACUGAUUCACUCCCAGACUCCUCCUCCUUGCACCUAACCACAGUAUGACACUUUGAAAAGUUUAACCCUAACCCCACAAUGUGGAUGAGGUGGCAUAUGCAUUGAUGUUUUGGUUUAUUAUUUUUAAUCCUGGCAUUGUUGCUCACAAUGUUGACUUUUUCUACUGUUUUAAUGUAUGUUGCAUGCCCAAUGUUUGUUAGGAAGUCAUUCAUUAUUCGGGUUCUACUAUUUUAUUCCCUAAUGUACCUCUAUUAACAUUAAUGUGGGAACAGGAGAUUGUGUGUGUUG